Molecule: messenger RNA, 2255 nt
Organism: Salvia miltiorrhiza (redroot sage)
Lineage: Eukaryota; Viridiplantae; Streptophyta; Magnoliopsida; Lamiales; Lamiaceae
Product: L-ascorbate oxidase homolog
Exons: 8
Coding region: 394-2010 (538 amino acids)
Molecular function (GO): copper ion binding; oxidoreductase activity
Source: RefSeq, a predicted model, not a curated record
UGAAUUCUCAAUCUCAAACACUUAACUCUAUACUAUUACCUUGAUCAAUGAAAACGCGUUUUUAUUUUUAUUAUGAUUCAUCUCUAGUAAUGAAAUUACUGAUCGUGUAGAUGAAAAUUCAAAUUUCCAGCCAAUUAAAAGCAAGUUGCCAAAGUAAUUCCAAAUCUUUCCUUUAUUUAUUAUUUUUAUUUUCGUCACAGCCAUAUACGAGUCUCUUUCUCGGCAGUCUCACUCUGCACUCUGCAUCGCAUUUGUUAUGUUUAAAUACACCUUCAAACAUCAAAUUCCAAAACCAAAUCCAAAUCCAAAUCCAAAUCCACAACCAUUCCCUCUCUCUCUCUCUCUAGCUCAUCCAAAAACAGUAUUACUGCCCUAUUUUCCGAUCUCCCAAACAUGCCGCUAAGAUUAGCGGUUGUUUUGGCGUUUCUCGCCAUUGCUGCAGCAGAGGAUCCUUACCGAUUCUUCACUUGGAAUGUCACCUAUGGCACCAUUUGGCCACUCGGCGUUCCCCAGCAGGGCAUUCUGAUAAAUGGCCAAUUUCCUGGACCUGAAAUCUAUUCCGUCACCAACGAUAACAUUAUCGUCAACGUCUUCAACAGCUUGGAUGAGCCCUUCCUCAUUCACUGGAAUGGGAUUCAAAAUAGGAGGAAUUCGUACGAAGACGGAGUGUUGGGGACGACGUGUCCGAUUCCUCCGGGGAAGAAUUUCACGUACAUUCUACAAAUGAAGGAUCAAAUCGGGAGCUUUUCGUAUUUUCCAUCACUGGGAUUCCACAAGGCUGCAGGUGGAUUCGGCGGGAUUAGAAUCCUAAGCAGGCCGGGAAUCCCGGUCCCUUUCGAUAAUCCUGCCGAUGAUUUCACUGCUUUGAUUGGAGAUUGGUACGCAGCUAAUCACACUGCGUUGAGGGGAAUCCUCGACGGCGGCAACAAGUUACCUUUCCCUGAUGGAAUCCUCAUCAACGGCCGUGGCCCUAAUGCUACUGCUACAUCUUUCAACGUUGAACAAGGAAAGACAUACAGAUUUCGAAUAUGCAACGUGGGGUUGCAGAACUCGCUCAACUUCCGCAUCCAAGGGCACAAGAUGAAGGUGGUGGAGGUCGAAGGCACACACACUUUGCAGAUUAGCUACUCCUCUCUCGACGUCCACGUCGGCCAGUGCAUGUCCGUGCUCGUCACAGCGGAUCAGCAGCCUCAGAGCUACUACAUUGCUGUGUCUAGCCGGUUCACCACCCCGGUCCUCCUCACCACUGGCUUCCUCCGUUAUGGAAACUCCAACGGCCCCCCCUCCGGCCCACUCCCCGGCGGGCCUACCACUGAGAUCGACUGGUCUCUCAACCAAGCUCGUUCCAUCAGGACUAAUCUUACAGCGAGUGGACCAAGGCCGAACCCACAGGGUUCUUACCACUACGGUAUGAUCAACACGACACGGACUAUAAGGCUGGCCAGCUCGGCCGGUCAGGUAGACAAUAAGCAGAGGUAUGCAAUCAACAGUGUGUCGUUUAGACCAGCCGACACCCCUUUGAAAGUGGCGGAUUACUUCAAGAUAGAUGGAGUUUUCCGCGUUGGGAGUGUGUCCGAUGCUCCCUCUUACGGAGGAGUGUACCUCGACACAGCAGUGUUGGGUGCUGACUACAGAGCCUACAUUGAGAUUGUGUUUGAAAAUAAUGAAGAUAUUGUGCAGAGCUAUCACCUCAGCGGCUACUCCUUCUUUGUAGUAGGAAUGGAUGGAGGGCAAUGGGGUUCAGCCAGUCGAAAUGAGUACAAUUUACGCGAUGCAGUCUCCCGCUGCACGGUGCAGGUCUAUCCCAAAUCAUGGACUGCGAUUUAUCUGGCGCUGGACAAUGUGGGAAUGUGGAACUUGAGAUCGGAGUUCUGGGCACGACAGUACCUCGGGCAGCAGCUGUAUCUGAGGGUUUACACGCCAUCCACAUCGUUGAGGGACGAGUAUCCCAUCCCUAAGAAUGCGCUUCUGUGUGGGAGGGCAAGCGGCAGGCGCACGCGGCCGCUCUAAGCUAUCGGCUAUGGCAUGAGUUAAAGAGAGUUUUUGCUAUAUAUAUGUUGGAUUAGAAUAGAAGAUUUUUGAAUUGUUGGAGGUGCUAGUUCAGCACCUAUGCAGGUUUAGGAGGAGCAGUGUUGUCUCUGAUUGAGUUUGAUGAUGACCUUAGCUCAAGGUCAUAUUCUUUGAAUUUGCACAUGGAUGUUGUAUCUCUGUUUCAUAUACUGUAUCAGUUUGUAUACAAUUAUUAUAUUCUUCAA